Molecule: messenger RNA, 2811 nt
Organism: Eublepharis macularius
Lineage: Eukaryota; Metazoa; Chordata; Lepidosauria; Squamata; Eublepharidae
Gene: ENTPD8
Product: ectonucleoside triphosphate diphosphohydrolase 8
Exons: 10
Coding region: 418-2079 (553 amino acids)
Biological process (GO): nucleoside diphosphate catabolic process
Cellular component (GO): plasma membrane
Molecular function (GO): UDP phosphatase activity; GDP phosphatase activity
Source: RefSeq, a predicted model, not a curated record
UAGUGAGAUGAAUAUGGAGGGGUUCUCAUUUUGGUCUGCAAGACAGAUUGUCUGGCAAACUAAGUGUGCAGGGGGUCCCCAGUAGGGCUAGUUAAUGGAUGGACAACCUGUUGCUCAGUUUCCAAAAUGUUGCAGUCUUUAGUGAAGAGAAAGUAAUUGAGGCAGAUAACACUGAGUAAUUCGUUAUCAUGCAGUGACUGGGUUUUUUUCAUUGUAUGGGGGCCUUGGUACGUUUUGUUUCACUAAUUUUUGCAACAUCCUCAAAAGGUAGAUCAGGCUAAUUAUCCUCAGAUCCCAGAAAAGGGAGGCAGAGAACAGUGGUUUGCCUGAGGCCAGGUCAUGCAUUUUUGUGGCCGAUAUGAGGUUUGACCCAAUGGCUAGCCUUCUGUAGUUCUUCGACUACUUCAGAUUUGUUUCAUGCCUUGCAGGCUUAUUGUGGUGGGCGAUUUAACAAAGUACACCUUGCCCUGUCAUUGGAAAGUUGGAGGAAGAGCUGUUAGAGAUGCUUCAGCUGCAAGGAUAGCCUGCCUUGGGAGAAGGCUGACCUUACAAACCACUUGGAUCCUCCUUCGGUACAAAGCGGCUGUUCCAUCUGCAGAAAUGGGUAUCAAAUGGAAUGGUUCCUUCAUCCCUGUAGCCCUCUUGGUUUUGGGCAUAAUCUCCCUCAUAGCCCUGAUUCUCAUCUUGGUGGGUAUACAUAAUGUCACACUACCCCCGCAAAAUAAGUAUGGACUGGUUUUUGAUGCAGGUUCAUCCCACACUGCCCUGUUUGUCUACCAGUGGCCAGCAGAUAAAGAGAACAACACUGGGAUGGUCAGCCAAACCUUCUCCUGUCAUGUGAAUGCAUCUGGGAUCUCGAGCUUUGUCAAGGUUCCAGCACGGGCAGGUGACUCCCUCAGGGAAUGCCUUGAUGCAGCCAUGUCAGUGAUUCCUGCAGACAGGCAACGGGAGGCGCCCACUUAUUUGGGAGCCACUGCUGGUAUGAGGCUACUGAGCCGAGAGAAUGAGUCUGCAGCAACACAGAUCCUGACAGAAGUCAGCAAGACUAUCCAGGAAUAUCCCAUAAACUUCCAGGGGGCUAGAAUCCUUACUGGGAAGGAGGAGGGUGCUUAUGGCUGGAUCACCAUCAACUAUCUGCUGGACUCCUUCACCAAGUAUUCCCUAGUAUACCGGGACUGGAUUCACCCCUCAUCAGCCAGUAUCUGGGGGGCCCUGGAUCUUGGAGGGGCAUCGACUCAAAUAAGUUUUGUCCCAGCUGGCCCAAUCACGGAGGGAGAGGAAGCUGCUCAGUUCCGACUCUACGGGUUUGACUACACCAUCUAUACUCACAGCUACCUGUGCUAUGGACAGAACCAGGCACUCCUGCACGCCCUCCGGAUUAUUGUUAACUCAAGCAGCUCAGAUCGGUUUGAGCACCCCUGCUAUCCCAUGGGUUACUCUGAGAACAUCACAAGGACAUCCUUCUACAGCAGCCCAUGUGCUGAACGGCAGGAAUCUGCAGCCUCUGGGAAUGUGAUUCUACAGGGCACGGGUAAUGCCAGCAAAUGUCGGGAAACCUUUCAAAAGAUCUUCAAUUUCUCAUGUGGUCACAACACAUCCUGUGGAUUCAAUGGAGUCUACCAGCCAAAAGUCAAUGGAAAAUUCCUGGCUUUCUCUGCUUAUUACUACACCUUCAACUUCCUGAACUUGACCGAGGGGCAACCACUGGCCAUGGUAGAAGCUGCUGUCCAGACAUUCUGUGCCAAAAACUGGGCCGAGUUGCAGUCAACAUACCCCAAAGAGAAGACGUCUCACCUGAAGAACUACUGCGCCAGUGCCAAUUUCAUCCUCACGCUCCUCCUGAAAGGUUACGGCUUCAACAAUGACACCUGGGACAAUAUUGCUUUCCAGAUGCAGGCUGCCAAUUCAGACAUCGGCUGGACCCUAGGCUAUAUGCUAAACCUCACCAACAUGAUCCCCACUGAAUCCCCCAGUUCACUGAGAGGACAUGAAGAGGGAGUUUGGAUAGCAAGCAUUUUCUUCAUUGUUCUGAUGUUGGCGCUGUGCCUUGUUUUUCUGCUCAUCUAUUUUCUGAAGUAACAGAAAUACCCUUCAGACAAUCUGCACCCAGCACUUCAAGAUUUUGAGAGGGGGGCUCAGUCUGAGGGGCACCUGAACCAACCUGGCCUCACAGCCAAAAUUGUCAAGAUGCUCUAUUUUUGUGGGAAACACUGACUUGAUGAAGGUUCGGCCUACCACCCCAGCCAACCUCCCAAGGACCACUGUGGCCUAAUGGGGUAGAUGCCAGGUGAUUGUUCAAACCACUUUAGUACUUACUUUUUGUACAUGCAGGAACUGCUGAGGUGAAAUUAUUUACUGCUUUUCCUGAAGUAUCAUGGGCAUGAAACAGGUAUUCCCCACUUAAAAUCCUACCUCCACCAUGGACUCAACAGACACUCUCAGCUUCUGCCUACCCCCUCCAUCUGUAAUGGGAAUGUGAUAUUGGCCUACCUUACAGGACUGUUGUUAACAUUACUGAGACAAUGUAUGUGAACAGCUUUGAACACUUGAAGACACUCAGAAUAUGGUUAAUAGUUACUGUGUAUAUAGAUGCUUUGUCACCUAGAAAGGCAAGAGCAUGCAGAGAAGGAGAAUAUCAUUAUCUUCCCCCUCUUCCCUUUCAUACCUUUCUCUUUAUCCCCACAUGCAUGUGGUUGCUUGUAAUACCACCAUGCCGUUCAGACAAUUGCUUCACAUCAAUGGUUUACCACCCCCAUCAACAAAAGCACUUGCGAAGGUAUGACAAUGGAAUUAAAAUCUGGGAGCUAGGAA